Acipenser ruthenus (sterlet) is the source of this 1410-nucleotide messenger RNA. RefSeq names its product mRNA turnover protein 4 homolog. Lineage: Eukaryota; Metazoa; Chordata; Actinopteri; Acipenseriformes; Acipenseridae. The record is from RefSeq and is a predicted model, not a curated record. Gene Ontology annotation, biological process: ribosomal large subunit assembly; rRNA processing; ribosomal large subunit biogenesis. The coding region runs from base 77 to 796 and encodes 239 amino acids. The transcript has 8 exons. Gene Ontology annotation, cellular component: nucleolus; preribosome, large subunit precursor. Gene Ontology annotation, molecular function: RNA binding.
UGGCUAGGCAAUGUGUUGGUCUACUCUGACACUUGAUUUGGGGUCCUGAGAGAAGUGGAAGCACAACGUGAAAGCCAUGCCGAAAUCAAAGAGGGACAAGAAAAUCACUUUAACUAAAACCACCAAGAAAGGGUUAGAAUCCAAACAGAACUUAAUAGAAGAGCUACGGAAAUGUGUGGACACAUACAGACACAUCUUCAUCUUCUCUGUUGCGAACAUGAGGAAUAGCAGAUUAAAAGAUAUAAGGACAGCAUGGAAACACAGCAGGUUCUUCUUUGGGAAAAACAAAGUCAUGAUGAUUGCCUUAGGAAAGGGCCAUGCUGACGAGUACAAGGACAAUCUACACAAGGUCAGCAAGUACCUAAAAGGUGAAGUGGGUCUGCUGUUCACCAACAAAACAAAGGAGGAGGUCCAGGAGCACUUCAGCCAGUUUAAGGAGAUGGACUUCGCCCGGUCCGGGAACAAGGCCAGCAUGGCAGUGACUCUGGAUGAAGGGCCCCUAGAGCAGUUUCCUCACUCCAUGGAGCCACAGCUCAGGCAGCUGGGACUGCCCACGGCGCUGAAGAAAGGGGUGGUGACGCUGUUGUCAGAUCACGUGGUGUGUAAGGAAGGGGAUGUUCUGACUCCUGAACAGGCUCGGAUUCUGAAACUCUUUGGGAUCAAGAUGGCUGAGUUCAAGGUCUUGGUAAACUGCAUGUGGAUCGCGGAGUCUGGGGAGUUUGAGAAGAUGAGCGAGGAGGGAGCUGAAGAAGAGGAGGAGGAAAUGGAUGACACAGAGGAGGAAGACGAUGAAUAAGAUAUAAUAAAGACUCCAUUCAGACUGUAUUUAAAACACCCAACGUGUGCCAACUUUGCUACAAAAUACUUGGUUUUUUAAUGCUUUCUGAAAACCAUUAUUGUAACACUUUUUUUAUAUAUACAAGAAGAUAACUCCCCAUUUGUUGGACUGAUUACAUUGCUUAUGUGCACUGUGUCAUGCAGACUGGUCCGUCACAUUGUGUUUGAGUGUAGUUUCAAUAUACUGCACUGUUAUUUUUAUAGUUAACAAUUACUGGGUAAAGCUUGGAUACACUAUGAGGUAACAGAUUUGCUGUCGAGUAAGCCAGAGUGUGGAUGGAUUCUGCGCUAGUUAAUCUACAGUCAGUGCUGGAGAGUCUUUACCAACACUGGAACAGACUGCAGCCGUUUGUUAUUCAAAGUACAGCAAAGAGGACUUUGUAAAACUCAAAUGUAAAUGUUUGUUGUGCGUAUAGAUAUUGUAUUAUGGUUCUAGUUUCACAGGCCCCUGAUUAGCGUUAAUAUGGAACCACGUGAUAUUACCGUAGGUAUUUAAGGUAAUCAGGUUUUGUGAAAACGGAUGUAAAUGUACAGUACAUCAUACAAAUAAAAACUGAUUUUGAGAUGUUUGAA